Anoplophora glabripennis (Asian longhorned beetle) is the source of this 2652-nucleotide messenger RNA. RefSeq lists its product as uncharacterized. Lineage: Eukaryota; Metazoa; Arthropoda; Insecta; Coleoptera; Cerambycidae. The transcript is spliced from 6 exons. Bases 1 to 2652 code for a protein of 883 amino acids. The record is from RefSeq and is a predicted model, not a curated record. Gene Ontology annotation, molecular function: GTP binding.
AUGUCUUUUGAAAACAAUUUAUUAAGAAAGACUAAACACCUUAAAAUCAAAGAUGAUCAAAUUAUAAACAUUCUUCUGCUUGGUGAAACCGGAGUAGGGAAAUCAACUUUUAUAAAUUCCAUUGCAAAUUACUUAACGUACAGUGAUUUUAAGAAAGCAGAGAAGGAGGAAUUAAUAACAUUAAUUCCUUUAAAAUGCAAAAUGAAAGAUAAGUACGGCGAAUAUCAUAUAAUCCAGAUCGGUUCUGAGGAUGAUCAAAACGAAUGUCUCGAGGUAGGAAUGUCAGCCACACAGCAUGUGAAGUCAUAUGUAUUCCCCAUAUGGAAUGGUACAGCAAAAGUGCGUUUGAUUGAUACCCCUGGAAUUGGAGACGUAAGGGGCGUCCUUCAGGAUUACACGAACUGCGAGAAUAUUCUGAGUUACAUUGGACAACUACAUGAGUUACAUGCAAUUUGUUGCCUAUUCAAACCCACCAAUUCCAGAAUAACAAAUUUCUUUAAUUAUUGCCUGACUCAAAUCCUUUCGCGCCUAGACAAAUCAGCAAGUAAAAAUUUAAUCUUCAUAUUUACAAAUACCAGAGGCAGCGAUUAUGGUCCCGGAGAUACAUUUGCCAGUUUACAGAAAAUCAUAGAUGAUAUAAAAGCUACACCACCCCACGUGGAUAUUCCUCUGGAUACUCGUAAUAAUGUGUUCUGUUUUGACAAUGAGGCGUACCGGUUUUUGGCUGCAGUAAAGAAAAAAGUCGAAUUUGGCACGUCUAUAAAACAACGAAAUUACGAGAGUUGGAAACGAUCAGUUGAUCAGUGUUUCAAUUUAAUAAAGUACAUUACCGGAGAUUCUCAACAGCCUCCAUUGAAACCCCAUUUUAUAAAAAGUACCAGCGCCAUCAACGAAGCCCGGAGACUUAUUGUACAGCUUUCUCAGCCGCUUGCCGAAAUAUCUCAACUUAUCAGUGACAAUCUAUACGCUCUGAAAAAACACAAAGAGAAUUUGGAUUUGAACUCGGAUACUUUAGAUGAACUGAGACAGAAACUAUACAUGCCCGUGAUUGGUUUAGACGUGAUAACAUUAACCCAACCUGUCACUGUAUGCGCUAGUAGAAAAUGUGCGGAAAUUUAUAAGGUGAAUGACAUUAAUAAAUGGCAUUACAAACAAAGGUGUCACGAUCCUUGUUUCCUUAAAAAUGUCCCCAAAGAGGUAGUCGGAAGCCCUGAAUUGGUGAAAUGCGCUGCUAUUGAUUCUUCAACUAGCGCGUGUAUGAAGUGUCACUGCGACUUUUCUACGCAUAUGCAUGUUUAUUACAUGACAAAAACGGUGGAAAAUAAAACAGUUGAUAAAAAUGUCAAGCAGACCAUCGACAGCAAAGAAGUGCUUCUGCAGAACGCCAGAAAAUUAAUAACUGAUAUCUCUAGGAGGAAGGAUGAACUGGAAAACGAACACAACAUUAUCGUAAGAACUUGUGCAAAGUUUGCACAUUUCUUGCAGAAUAAUGCAAUUAUACCAUUCAGCGACUCCUACAAGGACUAUAUUGAAUAUUUGAUCAUGCGCGAAAAGUCGUUAGGUCCUUUGUCUCAGAUGUCUGUGAUUCAUCACUUACAAAAGCUUCUACAAGAAUAUGAAGAGGCCAAACAAUCCUUCAGUGAGGCGCUCCUAUUACAAAAGAAAAUUGGUGAAUCCGAUGUGUUAAUAACACCACAGAAAAUUCAAGAAAGCAUACAGGAACUGUACAGGCUAAAAUAUAACGGGAAGAAGAUAAAAGAACUCUACGAAUGCCAGAAAAAAUCCCGUACCAUAGAAUACAAACAUUCAGAGUACGUACACGAGAUACCAUACCAACCAGAGGAGGACAGCAGCAAAAAUCAGAAAAAGAAUACUACUAAAAAAACAUAUCAUCAAAGCAGAGAGUCUAAUAAGGCAACUUAUGGGUACCAAACCAAAAACAACGAGAAAGGUGUAAGAGACUAUUCACAAAGUCGAUACAGAGACCAUUCUCUACCCCCAUCAUAUCCAAAUUCAUCCAAUCAUCCCCCAGAUCCAAGAUAUCAAUAUAAUUCCAGACCAUAUCAUCCUCCAUAUAAUCAUCCACGUACUCACUGCCAUUCUCGUAUCGAUCCAUGGAUCAACCAUCCUUCAAAUUAUCCAGGAAACCAGCGGCCUCAUAGCUCUCUAGGAGAUUACCCUUACAGAUAUACGCCUGUACCUGGUCCGGACAUGCAUUAUUAUCCUCCAAAUGCUUACAAUCCAGGAUAUUGCCGUACAGAUAUGGGCGUGCCAAACAGAAAUAAUGAUGUAAGAAAUAGUUAUGAACUUAAAGUGGUUUUGAACGGGUCAAAGACUGAGCCCCUACCAAAUAAUCCUCCAUCGCAUUUACCUCCUUCAGGGCAACAAUUCCAACCAGAUUUUUAUCCACCAGGAACAUCUUACUCUCCAAAUUAUGAAGAUUUUUUACACUACAAUUGUGGACGUUAUGAUAAUUAUCAUUUCCGAGGUACUGGUAGGCCACAACAAAGCCAAAGGGCACCUCAAAAUAGACCCAAUGAACGUGGUAACUAUAGUAGAGGACGUGGCGGUUAUAGAGGAAGACGAGGAGGACAACAGUGGUUUCCUAAAAAUAAUAAUUUGAAAGCAGACAGUGAUACUGAUACAGAUUAG